This is a messenger RNA of Drosophila ananassae, 1149 nucleotides long. RefSeq names its product ankyrin repeat domain-containing protein EMB506, chloroplastic-like. Gene Ontology annotation, cellular component: nucleus; cytoplasm. The annotation marks the transcript as partial. Gene Ontology annotation, molecular function: protein binding. NCBI's taxonomy places the organism in Eukaryota, Metazoa, Arthropoda, Insecta, Diptera, Drosophilidae. The record is from RefSeq and is a predicted model, not a curated record. The transcript has a single exon.
CUUUUAUUGAAUAAUGACGCAAAUCCUUUACUAAAAGAUAGUCAAGGCCGAACUCCAAGGGAUAUUGUCGGUGAUGUAAAAGGUAAAAAGGCUAUAAUAGAAAUGUUAGAGGAAGGAGAUAGUCAAGGCCGAACUCCAAGGGAUAUUGUCGGUGAUGUAAAAGGUAAAAAGGCUAUAAUAGAAAUGUUAGAGGAAGGAGAACAACGUUAUGCUGAGGCAGGAGCUACGAGAAGACAAAAUAGACAAGGCACUUUACCGCAGCCUAAUAAUAAAACUCCAGGAAAUUUAGCUGUGAACGGAAAUAACGCAACUGCUGCAGUGCAAGCAUGUAAUGCAAGAGAUCAGGAAGAGAACAACGGAACUACACCAAACAACAGAAAAAUCUAUGUACAAGAUGAGGAUGAACAGACUUCUUCAAACUCAAUCAUUAAUGAAAACAAUACAGACAAAGUAGAUGAUACAUUAGAAAGAGAACAGGCUCUAAGAGAAAGAAAUGCUGUGGAGCAAAAGUUGCAAGAGGUAGAACAAAGACUUGCCAAUAAUCAGAAGCGCAUAGAACAAACCGGUCAUAAUCAACAUUCGGAACAAUACGGUGCUACAUAUAAUGGUGAACAGACCUUUUUAAAUAAAAGUAAUAGUGGCGAUAGUGGAAUAUAUUUUGAUGCAGAUGAAUCUGAAGCUUUAGGCCAAUCUAUAUUAGAAAAUGGAGAAGACAUUAAUGCACAAGAUAAAGAUGGCGUGACCCAUUUACAUUAUGCUGCUACAUAUGGUUAUGUAGAGAUUGCAGAAUAUCUAAUAGAUAAUGGAGCAGAUGUUGAUGCACAAGAUAAAGAUGGCGUGACCCCUUUACACUAUGCUGCUGCAAAAAGCGCUAAAGAAUCAGUAAAACUUUUGAUAAAACGUAAAGCAAAUAUUAAUGCACAAGAUAAAGAUGGACAUACCCCUUUAUAUUUUGCUGUUGCAAAUGACAAUAAAGAAUUAGCAAAACUUUUGAUAAAAUAUGGAGCAGAUCGCUCAUUGAUAAAGGAUGAAGACCUAAUAGAUAGACUAAACAGUAUGUGUGAUCAGCCAUCUGAGGUUGUAUCUAGUACUUCUUCCCAUUCCAAAACACACAACGCAAUGGAAACUCCAGAAGAAGCAGAAAAGGUU